Messenger RNA from Exserohilum turcica Et28A, 551 nucleotides. RefSeq lists its product as uncharacterized. The record is from RefSeq and is a predicted model, not a curated record. Lineage: Eukaryota; Fungi; Ascomycota; Dothideomycetes; Pleosporales; Pleosporaceae. Bases 56 to 487 code for a protein of 143 amino acids. The transcript is spliced from 3 exons.
GCCCAACUCAACUCAACUCAACCUUCAACUCAACAAGACAAGACCUCAACCAACAAUGGCCUCGACCAACCCCGCCAACUUCGCCAACCUGCCCAAGGACGAGCUCAAGGACAUCGCCGCCAAGGGCGGUCAUGCGUCCCACGGCUCGAGCAACACCGACUCAAGCUCCCACGCGGACCGCAACCCCGACGGCACCUUUACCAAAGGUUCGGAGCUCGCCAAAGAGCUGGGCGCCCAGGGCGGCCAUGCCUCUCACGGCGCCACCACCAGCACGUCGAGCAGCGAGCCAGGCCGCAACCCCGACGGCACUUUCGUCAAGGGCUCCGAACUCGCCAGUGAGCUGGGUGCUCAGGGCGGUCAUGCCUCUCAUGGCCAUGGGGCCAAGACGACGGCCGAAGAGAGUGGUCGCAACCCCGAUGGCACCUUCAAGAAGGGCAGCGAGCUGGCUUCGGAGCUGGGAGCCCAGGGCGGACAUGCUUCUCACUAGACUCUGCCCUUGAAUGGCAUCCUAGCAUCCUGUGUACACGACUUUACGAAUGAAUGAAUGAACC